Oikopleura dioica is the source of this 336-nucleotide messenger RNA. NCBI's taxonomy places the organism in Eukaryota, Metazoa, Chordata, Appendicularia, Copelata, Oikopleuridae. The record is from the annotation of a GenBank genome assembly.
AUGUGCAGUACACCAGAUUUGGUCAACGACAAGAACUGCACCCCCUCACUCUGGGGCUAUGUCGAGUUCCAAACCCAAGAUGGCGCUCCAGUCUCCCCUGAUCUCCUAGAUCUCGACAUCAUCAAAUACACAAUUCGCAUCACCCGCGACACCGUCACCUCAACCCUUUCUACGGCUCCGCUGUGGUGGACGUCCGGGUCUAAAAACGGCGGCAGCCGAAUGAAAUAUUUCUCCGGCGGCUUUAUCUACAUCCAAAACAUGAUCGACAACGGGAUAAUUUUGACAAAAUCGAAUCUUGAAACGGGCUGGAAUUUUUCUUCGCUAAAGCAGCGCUAG